AUACUGUAGCCAUGGAUGGUAUGCCGCGUUUGCCCAUGAUUCAUCCGGAUUUCAAGUAUGCCAACACAACAUCUCCAGAAUUUUCUACAAAAAUAAAGGAGUACAUAUUAAGUCAUUAUGAAGAUGAUCCGGGGAAGUAUGAAGGUGCCUUGUCCGAAUUAGAAUCCCUCAGGGCGAAACUUUCCUCUUUUCUUCCCGAUGUCGAAACAGUUUGUCAGGUGAAAAGGUAUUAUGCGCAGCUAAGAAUGAUGAAAAGCAGAUUCCCUAUGGAAGAAGGAGAUCCAUUACACAUAUCCUUCUCUUGGUGUGACAGGAAUGGUGACAGCAAUAGUUGCACGUAUGCUGAUGUUGAUUUUGAACUUGCCUGUGUAAUGUACGAUAUAGGAGUGAUUCAUGCUAGCAUAGCCGCGUCGGAGAGCAGAAUUGAACCUGAUUCUAUAAAGAAUGCGUUCACACAUUUCCAGUGUGCUGCAUAUCCGUUUCAGUAUAUUCGAGACAAGAUGAAUGCAUCUAAAUAUUCGGUUUUUAGCUUUGAUAAUAACAUACUAACAUGGUACUGCAAUAUUAUGCUGGCACAGGCCCAAGAGUGCCUACUAGAAAAAAGUUUAAUUGACCAUCGUAAAAAUAUGAUAGUAGCAAAGUUAGCCGUAUAUCUCAGAGAUAUCUAUAAACAGUGUGGCGAGUUAUUGGAAGAAUCCCGUGCGUCAGAAUUUUUUUCUUCGAGCAAAUAUAAGGAGUGGGCGAGGACUUGCAAAGUUAAAUCUGAACUUUAUGGUGCUGUUGCGAUGCUCUCAAUGGGUGACAAAGCAGAAGAAGACAAAAAAAUGGGAGUUCGACUAGCAUUUUAUGAGUUAGCGGAAAAGAGUGCUUUAGCGGCUCUGAGUCUUGCAGAAAAGGAUAAGCGAGAAAAUGUGCUGCAAGCUGUAGCUUUCAUGCAUGAUGUGACUAACGCCAAAUUUACGAGUGCAAAGAAAGAUAAUGAUUUUGUCUACCAUGACAUAAAACCAAAGUUUGAGGAAUUGCCGACAGUUGAACCUGUGCCGAUGGUGAAGCCACUUGCUUUUGAUCCCACGGAUCGUUCUGUUUGUGGUGACGACCUUUUUGCUGCUGUUUUACCCAUGAAUGUAUUGAAAGCCGUAUCUGUUUAUGCGGAAGAAAAAGCCAAGUUUAGAAGAUCUAUCUUGGAAAAAGUUGCUAUAAAAGACCAGGAUCUAGAAGCUCAUCUUGUUUCGCUACGGCUUGAGGAUAUUGAUCUUGAUGCUUCAGUGGAUGAAGUGAAGUUGCCAGAUUCUUUAUUAGAGAAAAGCGCGGCUUUUAAUGCACAACCAGACGCCUUUAAUGAGCUCUUAGAGAAACUAAAAAAAGUGGGAAACUAUGCGGCUCAAGCAGAAGAGAAGCUUUCUAGUUUAAGUAAUCGGCUUGCAGCUAUCGAUCUACCAAGCCUGAAAUCGGAUGAAGCCUUUGUCGCCACGUCAAAUAAGCUCGCGACUUUAACUGAGAAACACACACAGGCUAGAGAAAAUAACAUUAUACUACAGAAGAAAAUUGCUUCGCAUUCAGAAGCGUUACGAAAUUUGGCUUUGCCUUUACCCGAAUUGAGUCGUCGUAUUGUUGGAUUUCCGAUAAGACCUUCUGAGACACCAGAAGGCGCUAAAUUGAGGAAGGCUCUACGUAAAACUGAAGAGAUGAAAAAACAACGCGAAAGUUUUGUUAAAGAUUUAACAAACGAUCUUGAUAAUGACGAUAUCACUGCAAAAUGUUUGGCUGAAAAGGAUUUUGAUAAUUCUGAUCUCUUCAAAAAAGAGUUAGCAAAACAUGAAAAAACAGUAAAGUUGAUCGAUUUAAAUUUGGACGCCCAAGAAAAAAUUUUAAGCUGUCUUAUUGAUGCUAAUGCUGAAUUCGCUGCAUGUCGCAGAGAAAUUAUGAAACAAAAUGACAGUAGGAAAGAUCAAAUAUUAGCUCUUACUGCUGCAUACGAGGUGUACUGCACUGUGCUUCAAAAGGCUGACGAAGGACUCAAAUUCUACGACGGUUUAUUCAAGAGCGUUGACACAGUGGAACGGGUUAUCAAAAGAAUUGAGGAAUCGUGUAAGAAAGCUGCUUUAGAGUCUGCCAGAAUUAAGGCAGAGGAGCAUGCACGGAAAUUAAAAGCUUCACGUGACGCAGAAGGGAUCAUGAGGCAAUUCAGUAGUGAGAGCAGUGAAGUUCGCUCGAUAACCGCUGAGACGCAAGGAAUGGUUACACCUAUAGUUCAGAAUUUACCUGGGUAUAUGGGGAACACUGUUGGUAACCAAUUCCGUAGUCCUAAUCAAGGGUCUUGUGCAUCUUCUUUCCCACCUACCUCAGCAAGGCAGAGCACCGUUCCUUUUGAUGGUGCAGUUGUUACUUGUUCUGCUCCUAUGAGCACACCACAGUUUCCUACGACCUUGCCUGGUAACUGCAGCAAUGUUCUUCCGCAACAACCGAUGCAUAGCAUGAAAGAUGUGAACAACGGAUUGUUGAACGGGGUUCAUCCUUGGUCAAAUCAGAUAAUACAGCCUACAAGUGGCAGUAUGGUACCGACAGUUUAUUCCCAGCCUUAUCGUCCAAUACAAAGUGCAGCAAACCCAUUGCUGCAAGGCCAACCUCCGGUUCAAAUGAACACAAACAUAAUGUUAAAAACAGACCAUUACGCGGGGCAAACCACACCCAGAUCCUGUGGACAAAGCCAGCCAGUAGUUUCUGUAAAUGUCCCCGCCAGUUCUGUUCAAGUUCCUCAGACAUAUUCGAGGGUCAUUGCACCAACGUCAGGGUGCCCCGCUACAAAUCUUUCUAUGCAGCAAAGUUGCUCUGGACUUACUCCGCAAAUACAAAUGAUGGAUUUUUCAAUUCCGCUGGCUUCCUUCAAGUAUGGAGCAGCAUUUCAGCAGUACCCUCCGAAACCUUUGCAAGGCCAACCUGGUUUAAUGCCCGUAAAUUCUACUGAUCCUAGCUGGCAGUUACGCCAAGGAGCUGCUCAACAGACUUUUGUUGCUCCUACUGUGCCAUACAGUUCUUAUCAAGUAAUCUCAUUCCUUUGCAUAAUCAAAGAGUGCCUCUUGCAAGAGGCAAUCUUGUUCAUCUUUUCACAAAACUCCAUGGCAUCGUCUAAAAUUUAGCG
This is a messenger RNA of Enterobius vermicularis (human pinworm), 3139 nucleotides long. NCBI's taxonomy places the organism in Eukaryota, Metazoa, Nematoda, Chromadorea, Rhabditida, Oxyuridae. The record is from the annotation of a GenBank genome assembly.